AUGAGAAGCCCAACGGUCCAAGAGGGAUCACGUGAAUGCAAUGUUUGGCAGGGCCCACAGAGCCCAGGCUGCAACUUCUCUGAAGCCGGCCCUUGCAGGAACUUUUCACAAAAGUCAAACAGUUAAAGCAGAUUCUAGAGAUGUGAUAGAAACCAAGGGAAAAUGUGCCUUGUUUUCUUCUAAAUAAGGAGAUCAGUGGAUAAACUGUGCUUCUCCAGAGUCCUGGCCUCAAAUGUCUCAAAAGGCAAAAUGAUUAAGAGAGAAAUAAGUGUGUGUCAACAGACAUGGGCAUUAUUAUGCAAGAACCUUCUGAAGAAAUGGAGAAUGAAAAGAGAGUUCUUGAUGGAAUGGUUGACCCCAUUGCUCCUCCUACUUUGUUUGUAUCUAUAUCCUACUAAUCAUAAAGUUAAUGAUUUUUCUUCACUGCCUGCUGUGGACCUGGGACCGGUAGACUCAUUUAAAGAUUCUACAUUUUCUAUUAUAUACACACCUGUCACCAAUUCAACCCAACAGAUAAUGAGUAAAGUAGCCUUAGCCUCCUUCAUGAAAGAUAUAAAAGUUUUGGGGCUGUCCAGUGAAGAAAAUAUUAAAGAAUUAAUGCCAGAUUAUCCUGAGGAAGUAAUACAAGUCAUCUUUACUAAUACAUUCUCAUAUCAUUUGAAAUUCUUGCUGGGAUACAGAAUCCCGACAAAAAAGGAACACAAGGACCAUGAAGCUCAUUGUUUUAAAAUGAGUGGAGGUGUUAACUGCCAAGUUUCACAAUACUGGGAGAGAGGUUUCGUCGCUCUUCAAGCUGCUAUCAAUGCUGCUAUUAUAGAAACUGCAACAAAUCAUUCAGUGAUGGAGGAAUUGAUGUCCGUUACUGGAAAAAAUAUGAAGAUACAUCCCUUUGUCAGUCAAGGGGGCAUUGCAGCUGAUUUCUUCAUUUUCUUCUGCGUUAUUUCCUUUUCCUCAUUCACUUAUUAUGCAUCUCUUAACAUUACAAGAGAGAGGAAAAAGAUGAAGGGCUUGUUGAGGAUGAUGGGUCUUCGGGAUUCGGCAUUCUGGCUCUCCUGGGGUCUACUCUAUGGUGUUUUCAUCUUCAUUAUGGCACUUUUCUUGGCACUUAUUAUAAAAUCUGUCCAGUUUGUCAUUCUGACUGGCUUCAUGGCGAUCUUCACCCUUUUUUUCCUCUAUGGAUUGUCUUUGAUAGCUUUGGCUUUUCUAAUGAGCGUCUUGGUAAAGAAAUCUUUCCUCACUGGUCUGGUCAUGUUCCUUCUCACCGUCUUUUGGGGAAGUUUGGGAUUUACAGCAUUGUACAGGCAACUUCCUACAUCCUUGGAGUGGAUUUUAAGCUUUCUUAGCCCGUUUGCCUUCAUGCUUGGAAUGGCCCAGCUUUUGCGCACAGACUAUGAUUUGAAUUCCAGUGCAUUUCCUAAUCCAUCAGACUACUCAAAUCUGAUAAUAGCAACAAAUUUCAUGUUGGCAUUUGAUCUUUUCUUCUAUGUGGCAUUGACGAUUUAUUUUGAGAAAAUUUUGCCAAAUGAAUAUGGACAUGGAUAUCCCCCCUUGUUUUUCCUGAAGUCCUCCUUUUGGUCACGGCAACAGAAAGCUGAUCAUGUGGUCCUCGAACAUGAAAUCGAUUCCGAUCCUUCAUCUAAUGACUCCUUGGAACCAAUGCCUCCAGAAUUCCAUGGGAAAGAAGCCAUCAGAAUCAGAAAUGUUACAAAAGAAUAUAAAGGAAAGCCUGAUAAAAUAGAAGCAUUGAAAGAUCUGGUAUUUGACAUAUAUGAAGGCCAAAUCACUGCAAUACUUGGUCACAGUGGAACUGGAAAAUCAACACUGUUAAACAUUCUUAGCGGGCUAUCUGUUCCCACCAAAAGCUCAGUCACCAUUUAUAACAAUAAGCUUUCAGAAAUGACUGAUCUAGAGAAUAUCAUGAAGCUCACUGGAAUUUGUCCACAAUCCAAUGUGCAGUUUGACUUCCUUACUGUGAAAGAAAAUCUCAGGCUCUUUGCGAAAAUAAAAGGAAUUCAGUCGCAUGAACUGGACAAAGAGGUUUUCCUAUUGGAUGAACCAACUGCUGGAUUGGAUCCCUUUUCAAGGCACCAAGUUUGGAACCUCCUGAAGGAGCGGAGAGCAGACCGUGUGAUCCUCUUCAGUACCCAGUUCAUGGAUGAGGCUGACAUCCUGGCUGAUAGGAAAGUGUUUCUCUCCAACGGGAGGCUGAAGUGUGCAGGUUCUUCUCUGUUUCUAAAGAAGAAAUGGGGCAUUGGAUAUCACUUAAGUUUGCAGUUGAAAGAAAUGCAUGUUCAGGAAAAUAUAACAUCACUUAUUAAACAGCACAUUCCUGAUGCCAAAUUAUCAGCAGAAAGUGAAGGAAAACUUGUCUACACAUUGCCCUUAGAAAGAACAAAUAGAUUUCCAGCACUUUAUGAGGAUCUGGAUAGAUGUCCUGGCCUGGGGAUUGAGAAUUACGGUGUUUCCAUGACAACCUUGAACGAAGUGUUCCUGAAACUGGAAGGAAAAUCAGCUGUUGAUGAAUCAGAUAUUGCCACGUUGGGAGAAGCACAGGCAGAAAGAACCGGAGACACAGAGAGGCUUGUUGAGACGGAACAAGUUCUCAGUUCACUCAAUGAGAUGACAAAGACAAUAGGGGGCCUGGCUCUCUGGAGACAGCAACUCUGCACGAUUGCACGGGUUCGCUUCUUGAAGUUAAAGCAUGAAAGAAAAGCUCUCUUAUCUCUGCUCUUGAUUCUAGGAGUUGGAAUUUGCCCUCUUCUUUUGAAGAAUAUCAUCACUAAAAUAUAUGAAAAGAGCUACACUUGGGACCUUUCUCCUCGUUUAUACUUCCUUGCUCCAGGACAGCAAUCACAUGAUCCUCUCACUCAGUUAUUGAUCAUCAAUAAAACAGGGGCAAGCAUUGAUGAUUUUAUACGUUCUGUGGAGCAUCAGAACAUAGCUUUGGAAGUGGAUAUAUUUGGAACUAAAAAUGGCCUGGAUGACCCAUCUUAUAAUGGAGCCAUCAUAGUAUCUGGUAAUACAAAGAAUUACAGAUUUUCAUUAGCAUGCAAUAGCAAAAGACUAAAUUGCUUCCCAGUUCUUAUGGAUAUUAUUAGUAAUGCGCUACUUGGAAUGAUUACACCAUCAGCACAUAUCCAAACUGACAGAAGUACAUUUUUAAGGGACAGAAGGAGUAAUCCACAUGAAUUCCAGGGAUAUUCCAUGCCCUGGUUGAUUUUGACAUCCUCAUGUACUCCUUAUAUUGCCAUGAGCAGCAUUGAUGAUUAUAAGAGCAAAGCUCAGUCCCUGCUAUGGAUUUCGGGCCUCUUCCCUUCUGCAUACUGGUGUGGGCAGGCGCUGGUGGAUGUUCCGGUGUACUGCUUGAUCUUCCUUCUUAUGUAUUUGGUGGACUACGGUUUAAAUGCCCAAGACACUCUAUUUACAGUUGUAAAUCAGAUUAUACAAAUCCUGUGUGCGGUUGGCUAUGCCGCCUCCCUUAUCUUCUUGACAUAUGUGAUUUCAUUCAUUUUUCACAAGGGGAAAAGAAAUAGUGGCAUUUGGUCUUUUUGCUUCUGUAUGAUCACCAUCUUCUCUGUGUUUAUAUUGCUGUUUGAACACUAUGGACAUGUCGCACUGUACUGUGUCACCUUUUUGGUACCACACGCCACGUUAAUUGGCUGUAUGUUCUUAUAUUUUCAGGUGUUCAUAUUUUAUUUCCAGAAUGAAGAAUCAAGAAGUAUAGAGCUAUUUCUGCCGUUCCUUCAUUUUAUCAUCUUCCUUUUUAUUCUCCGAUGUCUGGAAUGGAAGUUUGGAAAGAAACCAAUGAGGAAGGAUCCCUUCUUUAGAAUUUCUCCAAGAAGCAACGAUGCUUAUCAAAAUCUGGAAGCACCAGAAGGGGAGGAUGAAGAUGUUCAACUGGAAAGAAUGAGAACAGCAGAUGCCUUGAAUUCCACAAACUUUGAUGAGAAACCGGUCAUUAUCUUCAGCUGCCUGCGCAAAGAGUAUGCAGGGAAAAGGAAAUGCUGCUUUUCCAAGAGGAAGAAGAAAAUCGCUGCAAGAAAUGUCUCUUUCUGUGUUAGAAAAGGUGAGGUUUUAGGAUUAUUAGGACACAAUGGAGCUGGGAAAAGCACAUCCAUUAAGCUGAUAACUGGAGACACGAAACCAACUGCUGGACAGGUGCUACUAAAAGGGAGCAGCGGGGAGGGCUCCCAGGGCUUCCUGGGGUACUGUCCCCAGGAGAACGUGCUGUGGCCCAAUCUGACUGUGAAGGAGCACCUGGAGGUGUUUGCUGCCAUCAAAGGACUGAGGAAAGCGGACGCAGCCAUCACCAUCUCGAGGUUGGUGGAUGCGCUCAAGCUGCAGGACCAGCUGAAGCUGCCCGUGAAGGCCUUAUCCGAGGGAAUAAAGAGGAAGGUGUGCUUCGCGCUGAGCAUCCUGGGAAACCCGUCGAUGGUGCUUCUGGACGAGCCGUCCACGGGGGUGGACCCCGAGGGACAGCAGCAGAUGUGGCAGGUGAUCCGGGCCACCUUCAAAGACACAGAGAGGGGUGCCCUCCUGACGACCCACUACAUGGCGGAGGCUGAGGCUGUGUGUGACCGCGUGGCCAUCAUGGUGUCCGGAAGGCUGAGAUGUAUCGGUUCCAUCCAACACCUGAAGAGUAAAUUUGGUAAGAAUUAUCUGCUGGAGAUGAAGGUGAAGACCCCCGAGCAGAGGGAAAGCCUCCAUCGUGAAAUUCUGAGGGUUUUCCCCCAGGCUGCCCGGCAGGAAAGGUACUCUUCUGUGAUGGUGUAUAAACUGCCAGUGGAAAAUGUGCGACCUUUAGCACAAGCUUUCUGCACAUUAGAGAAGGUUAAACAGAGCUUCCACCUGGAGGAGUACAGCCUCUCCCAGUCCACCCUGGAGCAGGUUUUCCUGGAGCUCUCCAAGGAACAGGAGCUGGAUGACUUUGAUGAAGAACUUGACCCUUCAGUGAAGAGGAAACUCCUCCCACAGGAAGACCCUUAAAGCCCCAAAUACCCUAUGUUUCUGUUCAAGCAUGUGGUUGUUUUUUAAGACAUUUUUUUUUUAUAGCAUCAAUGUCAUAUUUUUAGAAACUGUAUUAUAAACACUGACAUGGUUCUUCCUGUGGUGGAGAGGAAGAGGGAGCAAUGCCUGGGCAGUCCCGGCUACCACAUGGACAGAGGCCUGUGGCUGAGCCCGCCUCCCAGUCACUGCCUCUGUGUCUCCGCAGGUCACCCUGAUUCCACUUUUCUGUACAAUA
Odobenus rosmarus divergens (Pacific walrus) is the source of this 5242-nucleotide messenger RNA. It is a transcript of the gene ABCA8, whose product is annotated as ATP-binding cassette, sub-family A (ABC1), member 8. Gene Ontology annotation, molecular function: ATP hydrolysis activity; lipid carrier activity; ABC-type transporter activity. Lineage: Eukaryota; Metazoa; Chordata; Mammalia; Carnivora; Odobenidae. Bases 250 to 4986 code for a protein of 1578 amino acids. The transcript has 38 exons. The record is from RefSeq and is a predicted model, not a curated record. Gene Ontology annotation, cellular component: mitochondrial inner membrane; intracellular membrane-bounded organelle. Gene Ontology annotation, biological process: lipid transport; transmembrane transport.